AUGGAUAUCAAUACGUUGAAGGUAGAUGAACUCAUGGGUAAACUGCAAACCCAAGAAAUGAAUUUUAGAGCAAAUAUUCGAGAAAAGAAAAAGGUGAAGAAUAUGGCAUUCCAGGCUGAAGCUUCCCAUGGCAUCUCACAAGACCAAACAUUUCAUGAGUAUGACAUUGAUGUUGAAGAAUCCUUAGCAAUUAUGUCAAAUAACCUCGAAAGCUUGCGUCAAAAGCUUGAAAAUAGAAGAAGUUCCUCUAAAUCAGGUAAGUAUGUUAACCCUAAAAAAUUUAAAAAGUUUUCUAAUAAUGGUUAUUCUGAUGAUGCAAAGUCUAGGAGAAUGCAAUGUCGAGAGUGUGGGAGUUUUGGACAUAUUCAGGCCGAGUGUGCGAACACUUUGAAGAAAAAGAGGAUGUCACUCACCACUGUUUGGAGUGAUAAAGAGGACAGUGAUGAGGAUGAGAACAACAAAGAAGAUCAAACCACAAACUUUAUGGCAUUCAGUGGUACUACUCACAUAAGCAAGUGCAAAGAGACUGUCGCUGAAACUGUUGCAACAGUCUGUCCAACAGAACUCAGGUAUGAUGAAUUAUCUUCAAAUAAGGACAAUAGUCUGACUUCACCAUUUAAUUUUGCAGGUGACUCUGAGAGCAGUAGUGAUGAUGAACAGCCAACCCUCGAAGAGGUCAAAGAUGUAUAUGAAAAAAUGUAUCGGAAGUGGCUUGAAGUAUCGGAGGUAAAUAAGCGCCUUGAAGAGGAUAAGCGUGUUCUCAUAGAGGAAAAUGAAGUUUUGAAUGUAAGAAUUUCUACUCUUGAACAAAAUUCUAUUUCUACUAGUAGAGAAACAGAUAGGUUGAAGGUUAGAAUUGCUCAAACCCAAGAUGCUAUUUCUAAGUUUAAUACUGGUAGGGUAACUUUGAAUGAAAUUUUGACCAAAAAUCAGUCGAACUCUGGUCGUAUAGGUAUAGGGGGUAAUCAGCUAUCUAAUGAUGCAUUGAAACGGAAAGAGGAUCCAAAAAGAAAAAUCAAUUUUGUUAAACAAUCCACUGUUUCACAAACUGUUGCGACACUUGCAUCAACACAAUCAUCUCAAAGAAAAGUUUUUGUCCCUACCUGUGAUUUUUGUCAUGUUCCUGGUCAUAUACGACCUAGUUCUGGUGACAAAGCUAGUUUGGGGAAUAAAAACUUUGGUAAUCUGAAUUGUGAUAAAUUGUGUGCGAAAAAUAAGUUUAUGAAUCCAAUUCAACAUUCGAAAACUAAGCUUAUUGAUAUUUGUCAUCGUUUCAUAAGGGACUUGGUUGAAAAGGGGGUUGUCUCAAUUGAUUAUGCUGCAACGAAAUCCUUGCAGAUCAAAUUUCGAGAUCCGGUUAAUAGGGGCGAGAUGUCGUUUGGUACCGUGGGUAUGGAGCGAGAGAGGGUUGUUUUGUCGGAUGUGGAAGUCCAGUUGUCGGGGCUUGGUUCGCAAAAUGAUGAGAGCGGUGGAUUGAAGGGGGUUGAAGAUGGCUAA
Erythranthe guttata (spotted monkey flower) is the source of this 1497-nucleotide messenger RNA. NCBI's taxonomy places the organism in Eukaryota, Viridiplantae, Streptophyta, Magnoliopsida, Lamiales, Phrymaceae. The record is from RefSeq and is a predicted model, not a curated record.